Molecule: messenger RNA, 1300 nt
Organism: Alosa alosa (allis shad)
Lineage: Eukaryota; Metazoa; Chordata; Actinopteri; Clupeiformes; Clupeidae
Product: lysosomal thioesterase PPT2-A-like
Exons: 8
Coding region: 86-961 (291 amino acids)
Cellular component (GO): lysosome
Molecular function (GO): thiolester hydrolase activity
Source: RefSeq, a predicted model, not a curated record
CCCUGACACUCUCAAGUUAUAGAUUAAACAUACACUGAAGAUAAGCUAUAUAAUUCAUAGCACAUUGUUUGCAUGACAAGCAAAUAUGACGAACCUAUUGCGUACGUUUGUUAAUUGUCCAUUUAUGUAUUCAUUUUUGUUCUGUGCAUAUGUGGCAGUGACAGAUGGAUAUAAGCCAGUCAUACUUGUUCAUGGACUUUUUGAUGGGCCUGGGCAGUUCAGCAGUUUGAUUAAGUUCAUCUCAGAGUCCCACCCAAGUACAACAGUCAUAGCCAUUGACCUAUACAAUGAUGACGACAGCAUUCAGCCUCUGUGGAAACAGGUGGAGGGCUUCAAGAAAGCAAUUUAUCCCAUCAUGCAAAAUUCUUCAGAUGGAGUCCAUCUCAUCUGUUACUCUCAAGGUGGUAUGAUUUGUAGAGGGCUACUUGCUACACUCGAUGACCACAACAUACACUCAGCAAUAUUUCUGUCUGCUCCUUUGGCAGGGCAGUAUGGAGGUAUUGAUUCCAGAUUUUGGUGGUCCAGCAUGUCAAAGAAAAUGCUUUAUCUAUUCUGCUACACUGCGAUAGGACAGAUGGUAUCUGUAUGUAAUUACUGGAAUGACCCAUACCACCAGAGGAUGUUCCUGAGUGGCAAUACAUAUUUGGCCUUACUAAAUGGAGACAGAACACAUGCAAAUAUCACAACUUGGAAGAACAACUUCCUAAGAAUAAAAAAGUUUGUUCUGAUUGGUGGUCGUGAUGACGGACUAAUCUCUCCUUGGCAAUCCAGUCUUUUCAGUUUUUAUGAUGAUAAGGGAAAUGUUGUCGACAUGAGGAAUACAAAUUGGUAUCUGAAAGAUGUGUUUGGCUUGAGAACCCUUGACCUGCGGAAAGAUCUGGUGCAAUGUGAACUUGAUGGUAUUGAACAUAUAAAAUGGCCUCAUGUUGAAGAAGUGUACACUAGUUGCAUUGAGGAAUAGCUACGGGCUUAAAGUAUAGACUCUGCUGCGCGUCGGGGCAGCAUUACCACCUCAAACAUGCAUUAUUUUCCUGAUAACGAACGCAUUGUCAUCCAUUAUCCCUUACUUACAUGGCUUCUUUGAUGAUCUCAAAGAGGAAUUAGGGUGGAGGUUGAGGAGACGCAGAAUUCACUGUACCUAUAAUUUACUUUGCCAUGUACACCUUUUGUUUUGCAUUUCGCUUGAGAGAUGUGUGCCUAGCUCUCUCUCUUUGUUACUUCCAACACAGUCUAUGUUUUAUCCACUGUUUAUUCCCAUCAGCAUAUUAUGCACACUGAUUAAAUGAUUUUCUCAACUUUU